AUGUCUGGAUCAUCUCAAGAUCCCUCCCCGCCACCUUACGCCGAAUCCAAAGACAUUCUCGUGAACCACUCAAAGUCAUCAUGGAUGCGUCUCUACGUCCCCGCUACCGCACUAAACGGCGGCGUUGCGUCUAAAAAACUCCCUCUCGUUGUCUACUUCCACAGUGGAGGUUUCAUCAGCUACAACGUCGACUCUGCAGUCUACAACGCCGGCUGCAACCUUAUUGCGUCAGCUACGCACCGGCUAGUUCCUAAGAACAAACUCCCGGAGGCUUACGACGACGGGGUGGACGCGCUUGAGUGGAUAAAAAACAACUCCGAAGAAGACGAGUGGCUCAAAUCUUACGCCGAUCUUUCUAACGUCUUCCUCAUGGGGAUAGGCACUGGUGGUAACGUGGCUUACAACGUCGGGCUUAGAUUCACCGAGAAAGAUCUAACUCCGUUAAGUAUCCGUGGAUUGAUCUUACUGAGUCCCUUCUUCGGCGUGGAUGUGACGGUGGGAGCUGGACCGGAUAAUAUGGAGAAAAUCAAACGGUCGGGAUGGAAGGUGAUGGUGACUGGAGUAAGAGGAGAUCCGCUGGUGGAUAGGCAGAGAGAUGUGGCGAAGUUGAUGAAGGAGAAGGGAGUUGAUGUGGUGGAGCGUUUUACUGACGUGAACGACCGUGACGAGUUUGCUUCCAUCAGAAGUUUCAUUUACUCUUCUGCACCGUAA
Messenger RNA from Eruca vesicaria subsp. sativa (arugula), 711 nucleotides. Lineage: Eukaryota; Viridiplantae; Streptophyta; Magnoliopsida; Brassicales; Brassicaceae. The record is from the annotation of a GenBank genome assembly.